AUGUCUCCAUCAAAGGUCUCUACCGUCAAGUGGGACGAGUUCUACAACAUCAUCAAUGGCCAGAAACGUGGCGGCGCCGAUCAACAUCAUGGAACGAACCCGGUGAACGGCGAGAAGCUGUGGCCAGUCCCAAUUGGAACCCAGAAGGAUGUAGAUGAGGCUGUCGAAGUUGCACAGAAGGCGUUCGAGUCUUGGAGGGAGGUUCCAAUAGAGGAGCGCAAGGAAUACCUCAAGAAGUGCAAAGAUCUAUUACUGGCGCACAGCGACGAGAUGACCUCAUUGCUCUGUUCAGAGACCGGCAAGCCCAAGGCCGUUGCGGAAUUGGAGACAGUGGGUGGUGUUGCCGGAUGGUUUGGCCACCACGCCUCGCUCACCCUCCCAGAAGAGCGUGACGAGGAUGACGAGAAGGUCAUGCUGACCCGCUACACUCCUCUCGGCGUCGUCGGCGCCAUCUGCCCUUGGAACUUCCCGAUUGUCCUGUCAUUGGGCAAGAUCAUUCCUGCGGUCUUGACUGGAAACACGAUCAUCGUCAAGCCAAGUCCUUUCACUCCAUACACGACGUUGAAGUUUGUGGAGCUGAUGCAGGAAGUGCUUCCAGCCGGUGUUGUUCAAGCUAUCGGUGGAGAUGACUUUCUUGGACCAAUGCUUACUGCUCACCCUGGGAUCGCGAAGAUCAGCUUCACAGGAUCGAUCGCAACCGGCAAGAAGAUCAUGGCAGCAAGUGCACAGACUCUGAAGCGUGUAACUCUCGAGCUUGGCGGUAACGAUGCCUCAAUCGUCCUGCCAGACGUUGAUGUCAAGAAAGUUGCGCCACAGCUUGUCAUGGGUGCAUUCCAGAACUCCGGUCAAGUUUGUGUCGCCACAAAGCGCAUUUACAUUCACAAAGACAUCUACGACGAAACUCUUCAAGCCAUGGUCGAGUUCACGAAGACUCUCACGGUCGGCGCACCAGCAGAUGGCGCGUUCCUCGGUCCAGUGCAGAACAAGAUGCAGUACGAGAAGGUCAAGGACUACUUCAAGGACACCAAGAGCCAGGGCUACAAGUUCGCUGUGGGAGAUGCUGAGGUCAGCGACGGCCAGGGCUUCUUCAUCAAGCCGACUAUCAUCGACAACCCACCAAACGACAGCCGUAUCAUCCAAGAAGAGCCAUUUGGUCCAAUCGUCCCAACGCAGCCAUGGGAGGAUGAAGAGGAAAUUAUCAAGAGAGCAAACGCCUCCAACGCGGGUCUAGGUGCUUGUGUUUGGGGUAAGGACAUUGCACGAGCAGAGAAGAUCGCUAAGCGUCUCGAAGCUGGAUCUGUCUUCGUGAACAGCUUUGAGAAGCCUACACCACAGGCUUUCUUCGGUGGCCACAAGGAGAGCGGUAUUGGUGGUGAGUGGGGCAAGGAAGGUCUCAAGGCUUACUGCAACGCUCAUGUCAUGCACACGUACAAGGGCGUGUUCUAA
Fulvia fulva is the source of this 1446-nucleotide messenger RNA. RefSeq names its product Putative aldehyde dehydrogenase FUS7. The transcript is spliced from 2 exons. Gene Ontology annotation, molecular function: aldehyde dehydrogenase (NAD+) activity. NCBI's taxonomy places the organism in Eukaryota, Fungi, Ascomycota, Dothideomycetes, Mycosphaerellales, Mycosphaerellaceae. The coding region runs from base 1 to 1446 and encodes 481 amino acids. The record is from RefSeq and is a predicted model, not a curated record.